Messenger RNA from Arthroderma uncinatum, 492 nucleotides. RefSeq lists its product as uncharacterized. Bases 1 to 492 code for a protein of 163 amino acids. The transcript is spliced from 2 exons. The record is from RefSeq and is a predicted model, not a curated record. Lineage: Eukaryota; Fungi; Ascomycota; Eurotiomycetes; Onygenales; Arthrodermataceae.
AUGAUUCUAAACGUCCAGCCUCUCGAGGACUCCCGCGGAGCAUACGAUACAACCGGCGUACCCAAGCCCCAACCGCCGCAAAGCGAUGAAGUGGCCACCAAAGCGCCGUAUUCAGCUACUAACGCGCCAUGUCCGGCAAAAGAUGCGCAGCUCUAUGCCUGCAAAAAUGAAAUCGAGCACCCUCCAGACAGCUCCGUGUUCCUGGCCCCAGACAACGCAGAAAACACGCGUGUUGGGCUUAGCCAAAGAUUCAACGGUGUAGCUGCGAAAAAGCCGUUGGCCCCAGAAGACGUGCGUAAAGCCUUCCUCGAAAACGAAACGGAUAGUGGAAUGCCUCAAGCUAUGUACGAUGAGCGGUGGGGCAACAACGCGUGUAUCUGUCGAACACGAAAGUGCACGGAAAGGAAAAAGUUGUACCCCAAGUGCCGAGGGAGCUCGAGCGACUGGGCCAAGGGCGAUAUCUGGAUUGACUCAGAGUUCUCGGCGUGGUAG